AUGAAGUUCACCAGGUAUCUGGCGGCCGCAACUGCUGUCGCCGUCACAAAUGCUUCUCCGCACCCCGCAUACCGGCAACAGCAGCCGCUCGGAAGCUCGCUACCAGCUUCUCAGGGCAGCAUCGAGGAAUUCGAGCAAGCUCGCCUCGAGAAAUUGAUCGCUAGUGAUCCACUUCUACAAUUCCAUCGCGAUCUGGUCGAUAUCGAGUCCAUCUCCGGUAACGAGCACGAUGUCGGUAUCUUCGUUGCCGAGUUCCUCGAGUCUAAGAACUUCACCGUCGUCAAGCAAAAGGUUGCUCCUGUGAAAAAGAAGAAUGACGAUGACGAGGAGACACCCAAGACCCGUUACAAUAUCUACGCCUACCCUUCCUCUCUUCAAGACUCCCCCUCAAUCCUUGUCUCGAGCCACAUCGACACAGUCCCACCUUUUAUCCCGUACUCGGCGCACCAGCCCGAAUCCCCGAGUAUGCGCUCAAACUCAGACGAUCUAGUUCUCGCGGGCCGAGGCUCUGUCGAUGCAAAGGGCAGUGUCGCAGCGCAAGUCUUCGCCGUCCUGGAGACUCUAGAGUCAAACCCAGACGCAAAGCUCGCGUUGCUCUUCGUCGUCGGCGAGGAAAUCGGCGGUGACGGCAUGAAGACUUUUUCCGAAUCCGACCUAAACAAGGACACCGCCUACCAUACCGUUAUCUUCGGCGAGCCAACCGAAGCCAAGCUCGUCUCUGGACACAAGGGAAUGCUUGGUUUCGAGGUUCUAGCUCACGGUAAGGCCGCGCACUCGGGAUACCCGUGGCUCGGCAAGAGUGCUGUCUCGGGCAUCCUGCCGGCAUUGAGCCGUGUUGAUCAGCUGGGUAACAUCCCCGUUAGCGAGGGUGGUUUGCCCUCGUCGUCCAAGUAUGGCCCUACUACUUUGAACAUCGGUACUAUUCGUGCCGGUGUCGCGACGAACGUUGUCCCCGCCUCUGCGCGUGCGGAUGUCGCCGUUCGUCUGGCAGCUGGUACACCAGAAGAGGCGCGGGAGAUUAUUCGUCGGGCUGUAGAGGAUGCGACUCGUGACGUCGAGGCUGAGGUUGUGGUUGACUUUUCCACUCACAAUGAGGCGUACGCCCCUCAAGACCUGGAUACUGAUGUGGAUGGUUUCGAGGUGAUGCCUGUCAACUAUGGCACGGAUGUGCCUAACUUGAAGGUACGCGAGGGUGUGAAGCGUUAUCUCUAUGGACCUGGAAGCAUCUUUGUUGCUCAUGGUGAUAAUGAAGCUCUCACCGUGCGUGACGUCAAGGAUGCAGUUUCGGGCUUUAAGAAGUUGAUUGAUGCUGCUUUGGAAAGGGAGUAG
This is a messenger RNA of Penicillium cataractarum, 1329 nucleotides long. RefSeq names its product M20 family metallopeptidase. The transcript has a single exon. NCBI's taxonomy places the organism in Eukaryota, Fungi, Ascomycota, Eurotiomycetes, Eurotiales, Aspergillaceae. Gene Ontology annotation, molecular function: hydrolase activity. Bases 1 to 1329 code for a protein of 442 amino acids. The record is from RefSeq and is a predicted model, not a curated record.